Molecule: messenger RNA, 1155 nt
Organism: Rotaria socialis
Lineage: Eukaryota; Metazoa; Rotifera; Eurotatoria; Philodinida; Philodinidae
Source: the annotation of a GenBank genome assembly
AUGAUGUUCGAUCGAAAACUUCUCACUGCUAUUCAAUCAUUAUUACCGGUUCAAAUAUUUAUUUGCUAUUGUUUUGUUGUCAGCGGUUUAAUUGUUAAUUUUGCUCAAUUUCUCUCAUGGAUAUUUAUUUGGCCGUUUAGUAGAAAAAUGUAUCGCCGAAUAAAUUACCAUUUGGGAGCAUUAUUAUGGAGUCAACUGACUUUUCUCUAUUCAUGGUGGUCAGAUUCCACUAUAAAAAUCUAUGCUAAUCCACAGGAUGUCAAAGAUCUUCAAAGCGAAUAUGCAAUUAUACUGGUCAAUCAUCGAUAUGAAAUCGAUUGGCUUGUCGGCUUAGUGGCUGCUCAAGAAAUAGGUUUACUUGGAGGUUUAAAAAUCGUUGGAAAACGUUCUCUCAGUUUAAUACCAGUUCUUGGUUGGUCAUGGCUCUUUUCCGAAUCGAUCUUUUUACGUCGUAUUUGGGAAAAUGAUAAAAGAGUAUUAGAACAUGAUAUUCAACAACUUCUUAAUGGCUAUCCAGACAAUUAUUAUUUUAAUUUUUUGAUGGCUUGCGAAGGCACUCGAUUCACAGAAGCAAAACGUCUUGAAAGUAUGAAAGUUGCACGUGAAAAAAAUUUGCCAGAAUUAAAAUAUCAUAUACUACCACGAACAAGAGGUUUCACCAUGAUCAUGCGAGGAGCCAAAGGAAAAAUACCAGCUGUGUAUAAUUUUAUGCUUGGUUUUACAAAGGAUAGUGCUCCAGCAAGUUUUCGUACAUUACUCAAAGGACAUUCCUGUAAAGCUCAACUUUAUAUCAAACGUCAUCCGACUUCACAAAUUCCAUACGAGGAUGAAGCGAAAUGUGGCGAAUGGAUUCAAAAACUUUUUCAAGAAAAAGAUCGCAUCUAUGAUAGUUUUGUUCAACAUGAUGAUUUUGAUGGUCUUGGUGCACCAGAACUCCCUAUUGUUCGCAAUUAUUCUGACCUAUUGAUUCAAUUCUUUUGGCUUUUAACAAUUGGUAUUCCAUCUUUGAUUUGGUUUAUAAACUUUAUCAUACACAGUACAUUAUUGGCUAAAAUCAUCGUUGGAUCGGUGAUUCUCGUGAUUUAUGCAGUCAUACAAUUGAUGAUUAAUAUGUCGGUAAUUAAAAGCGAUGAAAAAAUAAAGAAGAAUAAAUAA